UAUGACUGUUGACAACCAACUGACAUUGACAAUCACAAAUAUGUCAGCUGUCAAUGAUAUUUGUUAUUGUUAUUGAUAUUUAAUUUCAAACAAUUCACAAUAUUUAACAUAUUAUACGACAUUCCUAAAAUAAAACAUUUGAUCUAUUUCACUAUGAAUUGGAACAAAUUACUCUGUAAUCGGAAUGAACUACAAUUGCUUGGUACACUAAAUGGCGGUCAAAGUUUCAGGUGGACCUAUAAUAAGGACAAGGAUGAGUGGACAGGUGUAUUUAGUAAAACUGUAUGGAAAUUGAAACACACUGAAGACUGCUUACAUUAUCAAAUUAUUGGUUCAUUAAAAAAACCUCCGGAAAGUAACAUAAAAGCGAAAACGAGUAAAGACAUGUAUAAACUGAAAUAUGAAUAUUUUGAGGCGAUGUUGAAAAAGUAUUUUCGUCUGGAACUCCCAUUAACGAAAUAUUAUGAUGAGUGGUCAGAAAAGGAUGAAAUUUUUAAGGCUGCAUGUAAACAGUUUUAUGGUAUCAGAAUGCUUGCCCAGGAGCCGGUUGAGAAUCUAUUUUCUUUUAUUUGCAGCCAAAAUAAUCAUAUAUCAAGGAUAUCAAGUAUGGUAGAAAAGUUAUGUACUUUUUAUGGUGAAGAAAUAUGUGAAUAUGAUGGUGUAAAAUAUUAUUCCUUCCCUGAUGUCAACAAGUUGUCAGGAUCACAGGUUGAAGCAAAAUUACGUGAACUUGGUUUUGGCUAUCGGGCAAAGUUUAUACAAAAGUCAGCUGCACAAAUUAUUGAAUGGGGUGGCGAGGAAUGGUUUGACACCUUGCAGAACAUGAAAUAUAAAGAAGCCAGACAAGAACUUAUGAAACUAUGUGGCAUUGGGCCAAAGGUAGCAGAUUGCAUAUGCUUAAUGUCCCUAAACCAUCUAGAAGCAUUACCAGUGGACACUCAUGUGUAUCAGAUAGCUGCACACAACUACUUACCACAUCUGAGGGGAAAGAAAAAUGUUACUGAUAAAAUGUAUACAGAGAUUGGUGAUCAUUUUAGACAACUUUACGGUGACAUGGCCGGUUGGGCUCAUACUGUGUUAUUCUGUGCCGAUUUGAAAAAGUUUCAAACAGACACAUCUGAUACAGAAAACAGUAAACCUAAAAAGAAAAGAAAAAAAUAAUACAGUUUAUUAAGUAUUCAUAAGCUUAAGUUAAAUAUAAAAGUAUAAAAAAUCUC
Messenger RNA from Papilio polytes (common Mormon), 1217 nucleotides. RefSeq names its product N-glycosylase/DNA lyase (gene Ogg1). The transcript has 6 exons. Gene Ontology annotation, biological process: nucleotide-excision repair; base-excision repair, AP site formation; base-excision repair. Lineage: Eukaryota; Metazoa; Arthropoda; Insecta; Lepidoptera; Papilionidae. The record is from RefSeq and is a predicted model, not a curated record. Gene Ontology annotation, molecular function: 8-oxo-7,8-dihydroguanine DNA N-glycosylase activity; damaged DNA binding. Bases 154 to 1161 code for a protein of 335 amino acids. Gene Ontology annotation, cellular component: nucleus.